Messenger RNA from Cokeromyces recurvatus, 2254 nucleotides. RefSeq lists its product as uncharacterized. Gene Ontology annotation, molecular function: protein binding. NCBI's taxonomy places the organism in Eukaryota, Fungi, Mucoromycota, Mucoromycetes, Mucorales, Mucoraceae. The record is from RefSeq and is a predicted model, not a curated record. The transcript has a single exon. Bases 71 to 2116 code for a protein of 681 amino acids.
GUCUUUCUUUUUUUUUUUAUUUAUUUAUUUUUCAAUAAAAUAAGCUGUUAUAGUUUACAUUUUAUUAUUAAUGCAACCAGAAAACUUGCCAACAGAAGUAUUUGUACAAAUCUUUAAAUUAAUUUACAAGAAAAGCUUGUAUUCUUGUCUAUUUGUAUGCAAGCGAUGGAAUGAAAUUGCAAUACGUAUAUUUUAUGAAAAACUUGACUUGACAGGGAAAAACAUUGAAAAGCUACAUUCAGUAUUGCUUAUAAAUUCUCAACAUCAAGUCCUUAAAUGGGGUCCGUUUGUUAAUGAAUUGAGAAUUAGUUAUGAUGAAUAUGAAGGGUCAAGAUUCUUUGCUACAACAAGUUUAAAAGAUAAACAUGAAGAGGGGAUUCAAAAAUUAUCACAAAAUGAAUUUCUCAUGUUAAUAUCUAAUAUGAUUAAUGUAAAGAAAAUUGAUUUAUCAGGAAGUAUAUACUUUGAAUAUUAUAUAAAACUUUUACGUCAAGUUAAUAACUUGAGACAGCUUGCAGAAAUCUCUAAAGAUUCUCAUUCUUUAAACCACUCAGAGUACUUAUUAACAUGUUAUCACUUUCGCAAGACCCUGACCCAUCUUUCUCUUUAUUAUUAUGAAUCGAAUCAUACUAUAAAAAAUGUCAACCGUGUUAAUAUCUUACCUGAAUUUGAACAAUUAACAAGCCUGACAUUUGAAAAUAAUCGCGAUAAACGUUUAACAUUAUUUGAUAUCUUGACCAUUUGCCCCAAUUUAAAAAGUCUUGUAUACAUCAAUAACUUCCAGGUGCCUGAUGAAUAUAUAAAUGAGUCGUUAAUCAAGUUUACUAGACAAAAUAAAGUUAAAAAUCAUAGGUUACAAAAACUGGUUAUACACCAUCCAUCAUUUACUGCUUCUUAUAUUAAAUAUAUAACAAAGUAUAGUCCAGUAAGUUUAGAAACAAUUAAAAUUUACUUAAUGGAUAUAGAUUUGUUUGAUUGGUUUGAAGAGGAAGGGAUGGAGAAUAUCCUUGAUCUUGGACGAAGGAUGAGUCUCGUUAAAAAUUCACAUAUUUACACAAAUCCAGAAUAUAUUAAAAGAAAAGAUCAAGAUGCAGACACAGAUGUAGAAACGAAAAUGACCUACUUUUAUAGUCUAAUAAAUGCCUUGAAGGGCAAUCGUCCGUUGUACUGUAGUUGCACUUACAGUGAAUUAAAAAGCAGUGAAAACAUAAUAUCGAUCACUGACAAUAAAUAUUUAAGAUUUCAAUAUGGAAUUAACCAUGAAAACUUUCCACCAAAUACAGAUAUAAACAGCGAAGAAUGGCUAGCAGACCCCUUUCAUGAUUUAAUUUUACCAAACUUACAUGUGUCAAAAAUAGGUCUAGAGAUAAUCAAUUCUUUUACUUUUUAUAUACUUCAAGAUCAGCUCCAACAAAUUCCUAUUGCCUUAUUAAAAUAUGCUUUCGACAAUUGUCCACACCUUUCUUUCCUAGAGAUCGAUUGUAUGAAUGCAAAGUUAGAAUUUGCUACCGGUGUCAUAUAUAGAGGUUAUAAUCAACAUUCAGGCUCGGGGAAGGCGAUACACGAGAAUCUCACUCGAAUAAGAUUUAAUGGAUGUGUUGGAAUAACUGACGAAAUGGCCUUUACUUUAUCAACAUAUUUACCAAAUAUCGAAGGAAUCAUGAUCAAUAAAGGGUAUCUAAACAAAUGGCAUCAUCAAGAUCGAAUUAAAAAAUGCCAUGUAAUCGAUUUAACACCUUUCCCUCAUUUAAAAAAUUUCUGUUAUGAAAUAAAUCAAGUUGUGGAAUUAGAUAAUGAGAAAGUCUUUAUGGAAUUUUUAUCUAACGACGACCCUACUAAAGAUAGCUGUUAUGAAGUAAUUAAAGAUAAGAAAAAUAUGUAUGCAGUAAAAGAAACUGCAAUGAUGUUAAACAGACAAGAAUAUGCAGAGAAUACUUCAAUUAUCACAGUUAAAUCUAACCACGUUCUUGAUAAGAUUGUCGUGUAUAAUCAUUAUCGUCUUCUCUUUCGUUUACAAAUGGGCAAGCUAGCUCCUUUAAUAAAAGGAUACGUUGAUUGCCAUACAUUCUUGGAUGAAGAAAAUGAAGAUUAUGUGCAUAUAUUUGAUGACAAUUGAAUAUAGUCUUCUUUGAUUACGUUGAAAAUAUCUAAAUCUACAGUAAAUUAGUAUACAUACAUGCAUACAUACAUACAUACAUACAUACAUACAUACAUACAUACAUACAUACAUACAUACAUACAUACAUACAUACAU